AUGCCUCGCCUUGUCAGGCGCGCCCCGCUUGGAGAGCGCAUUCGGGCUUAUCUGGACCCGGGCGAAAUAUCGAUAUGGCUCGCAGAGUUGCUGAACGGCGGUGAAUGGGAUGAUUUUCAGAAAGAGUAUGGGCUAUGGAUUGGAAUUGCCAUGAACAUCCUCUUUAUGAUUGCAAAGGCGUCUUCAGCGAGCCCUACAAUAUCCUACCGCGAUGAUGUGUUCGGUGAUUAUGAAGGAAGAGGCAGCUCGGGAUGGUUGAAGUACUUUCUAUGGCUCGUCAGCAUUCUCCUCACCACCCUCUCAUGCACCAAUGCGCUCUACGCCAUGUUCAGGACACGCUCAUAUCGCCUCUUCGAGCAAGCCAUAGAGACUCCUCUUCCCACGAAGUCAGCUCGUCGCGUACGGGUAGACUCGUCGCCCAUGUCUUCAUCUCCGAUCAGAUACCUCACAAGCCUUAUAUCCACAGAGACGGCAGAGUCGCGCGCCCACCCGGAUGCAACACGCGACGUUUGGGAACUCAGCGUUUGGGACCCAACGCCAAUUUGUCUUACACUGUUCUGUCUGUUUAGUCCAGGCCACCUGUUCGUAUAUUGGCUAUUUAUUCCAGUUGCGCCACUUGACCCAAGUCCGAGUGUCACAUACGUCAAGACGAUCUCCUUGAUCGCACUACUCUCUUUCCAGCUUUUCUAUUUGCAAAAGAACUUCCAGCAACAAAGCAAGGACAACGCAGUCGUUCAUCGUGGGGUACUACAAGAAUACGACAACAAGUUUGUCCACCCAGCACUUAAUAAGCCGGUCCGUGAUGUCGGAAUUCAGACACCAACACCCCAAAGACGCGACUCGUCUGUCAUGGCGACUACUGAAGUCGAUGCAUACACCCCGACGACUGUAAUUAACCGCGGUUUUAGAACAAACCCAAAUCCAGCCUAUGCUUCUGCUUACGACCCGGACCAUCUCACUUCACAUUCACAACCUCAGCUCCGCCCCUCCAGAUCAACCACGCCUGCCAUGCAUACUCCCCAUAUACCCGCCUCGGCAACAACCACCAGCACACAGGCAGACUUUUCCUCGCCAAUACGACCGCACAAGACUACCACUGUGGUCCGAAACUCACAAUAUCGUACGUCAGACUUUGGCUCAGGGACGGGUGACGGAGGAAGUCUAGGCGUGUACUCACACGCGAACUCCCCUCUCAAGAAGGCAGCUUCUAGUAAUUUUCUUCGCGAUGAUAUCAGAGACCCAAGGGAGGCUAGCCCGAGGAAACGUGACGGAAGUCCCCUGAAAAGGGUCAGUAUCCCUGAUAUAAAUGGCCCUCCAAGCCUAGCGCAGCAGCGAUUGAGUAUGUACACCAGUCGAGGUGCGGGAAGACGAGAAAGUGGGAGAACAUUUCAAUGA
Messenger RNA from Pseudovirgaria hyperparasitica, 1395 nucleotides. RefSeq lists its product as uncharacterized. The record is from RefSeq and is a predicted model, not a curated record. NCBI's taxonomy places the organism in Eukaryota, Fungi, Ascomycota, Dothideomycetes, Acrospermales, Acrospermaceae. Bases 1 to 1395 code for a protein of 464 amino acids. Gene Ontology annotation, biological process: maintenance of rDNA; regulation of exit from mitosis. The transcript is spliced from 2 exons.